GGCGACACAUCUCCAUCCGCCCGCGAGGACACGAUAAACUUCCCUGAUCAACGACGGACGUUCCUUCCGGCUCCGGUCCCAUCUCAAGUGGAAAGGUAAAGCCAAACCCGGCGAAGUAAUCUAAAUAUAUCUUUGACAUCUUAUGUUCGAUUAAAUCCCAAUUUAUUAAAAACGACUUUCGUUAACAUCGCAGUAACUGACUGUUAUGUAUUUUAACCCUAAAGUGUUUCUAUUCGUGGAUAUUUUGGCCUGAAGUUGGAGAGUAACUCAAGCUCUGAUGUUCGUCAACGGCUGCCAUUUUUGUCCGUUUAAGCGGGCUAUUAUUGAUCAAACACGCACGUUCAAAUGUGCUGGAAUUAUUACGAAUGUGUUCAAGAGAGCUAAGGAAAUUGGUGUAAUCGGUUGUUAGUGUAAAAGCUCAUUUUAAGGAUGAAUUACACUCGUAGUAGCGUCGCUUGGUGGCUAACCAGUUAGCACGUUAUCGUAGAGGAAGCUGUGAGAAGGGUCAUGUGUGAGCUGAAGAGGAUGGUGACCCUCAUAUUUAAGCUGUAGAAGAUGGUGACCCUCAUAUUUAAGCUGUAGAGGAUAGUGACCGUCAUGUAGAGGAUGGUGACCGUCAUGUUUUAACUGAUUUCCUGUCUCCAAACACAGAUGCUGAUGCCCAAGAAGAAUCGCAUUGCUAUCUAUGAGCUCCUGUUCAAGGAGGGAGUCAUGGUGGCCAAGAAAGAUGUCCACCUGGCCAAGCAUCCCGAGCUUGCUGACAAGAAUGUGCCCAACCUUCAUGUGAUGAAAGCCAUGCAGGUGAGCGGUCCGGGUUCUCAGGUUUAAAGCCUGUUUUUCUGUUACUCUGGGCAGAGCUGAGACACAGAUCUGAUCCGUGGAUCUGCUGUCUUUAAAGCAGGAGAACUUCACUGUGGUGAGCACUAACCUCAGUUUCCUGCAGGUCAAUUUGGAUUUGUCUUCAAGACUGAGAUGUAUUUAUGUCCUGUUGUUAUCAGAAGGCUCUCCUACAAUCAUUAGGCUAUGAUAAAUAUUUGAUUUUAAUUGGUUUAACCCUUAAAACACUGUUAUAUUUUUCUAUUUGUGGUCCACCUGUUGUCUUUUUUUUUAAUCUCUGAAUCAACUCGAUCCUUUCAAGCACAGCAAAUAUAUACACAUCUCUCUUUUCAGGACAACCUCAGCUGUCAGUUUAUGGGUUCAAAUAUUUUGUAAAAUAAAUGUCAGUAGAUCCAGAACCGUCAAAGUCAACCAAAAAAAACAAACGGAAACUGACCCCAACAGAAGUUUGCUCAAAAAACCCAUAAAUCUACAGUGACCAAACCUUUUCUCACCUGCACAUCAUUCUCUCAAGUCUUUGCUAUCAGGAGAAGAAAUAUUGGGAUUGGAACAAACACACAACAGAAACUAUUGACAUAUUUACACUCAUUCUUCCAGGCGUUUUUUCACUAUUUACAGUUGUUUCUGCCACUCCUGCUCAGAAUCUCUUCGUCGCUUGUUUCCGAACAUUGAGGACCACUAUUUCUGAUUUUGCAGACAAGCAGGGAACUUUCUUGUCUCUUAAGGGAACAAUAGAAGAAGAAUAUGAGACCAUGUAAUUGGUCAAAAGUUUGACAGAAAAAGACGUCAUCAAAAUAGCUCGUCAAACCAGGAAGACCUUUGCGGUGUUUAGUGAUAGCGAUCUUUUUUUUUUAUCUCACACACACACACAUAAAAAAAUAGGCGUAUGAUUUGAGUUGUAUGUAUGUUGCCGUAAAAGAUCAGACCAGGACAACCAAGGUGUAGGAACCAAAUAUGUUGAUGUGGGACCAUAUCAUGAGCUGUAGUUCACUUUGUGGGCCUUAGGUGUCGCUGUCUUGUUACCUGGGGGCUCAGGAGUAAAGGUAGCCAUGUCACUGUUGUGGGCAGGUGUUUGACUGCAGUGGCGCUGACUGCCGGCGUUUUCCUACUUCGUUCAGUGUUUGAUAUCAAUUGCAAAAUGGAUUUGGUUUGUUUAUCGCAAUAAAUCUUUUGGUUUGCUGAAUCUGAGGAACACAACCUGAAACCACCUGAUGUCUCACUGAUGCACUUAUAAUCUCAGGGAAACUGGCAUUAUCUUUGGACAAGGUCUUUGUUGAGACCCGGGACUCUUAUCAUCUGAGAACUGUGAUUUUAUUGUAUGGAUCAUGUCCGCUAAGGCUUCCACAGAAAACAUGUCCUGAUAUUUUACUGAAGCCGUUGUUUUUUUUACUGUUCUAUGAUUUUAUUUUGAUGUUUAUGAUUGAUAUUGUGUGUUUCCUUCCAGUCCUUGAAGUCCUGUGGGUACGUCAAGGAGCAAUUUGCCUGGCGUCAUUUCUACUGGUACCUCACCAACGAGGGUAUCCAGUACCUGAGAGACUUCCUCCACCUGCCUCCCGAGAUCGUGCCCGCCACCCUGCGCCGCCAGACCCGCCCUGAGACCGCAAGGCCCAGGCCCAAGGGUAAGCACAGCCAUCUUCACUCUCAGUGCUGGAAAUUAAAGUUUGUUUGUUUUAGGCGCCCCAGUAUAAAAACACAGAAAACCUGAACGACCUCGGAUUGAACCUUUUUUUUAUUUAAAUGUCCAAAAAUUAUUGAGGCUGUUUGUUUAAUCUCACCAUUGAAUUCCUUCUGGAAAUCAAACUAGAUAUUAAAUGAGAUUGCAGGUCCUGAGGUUCUACUUCUGUGCGCUGACCUUUCAUGGCAUUCAAAGGUGCUCAUAAUCCGCCCCCCCGGGUCGAGGCUUUCACUGUUUAAAGCUGAAGUAUUCCUGCAGGAUCUGACGCCUUGUUUCGAGCUGCUGCUGUGAAAUAUCUAUUUUAAUAUUAAAGUGUCCACAUUGGAAUCAGGGUUGAGUGAAUAGACCCCCAGAGAAUAUGUUUGUUUGAAGAGUUUUAGGUGAUGGGACCAAGGAAACACAGACUGACUCUGAUAUUAGGUCAGACAUUUUUUAGAGUUUAGAGGCUCAGCAGAUUUCCCGAUGCUCAGCUAAUUAGACUAAAUAGUUAGAUGUUCAUAAUUAAUGUCCCUGCGUCCUAUCUGCAGAAACGAGGAUCCAUUGAAAUCCCAUUAACUGAGAAUAAUUGAAUUUCCUCAUCAGCCUCCAAGAUAUCUCGCACCUUUUGUUAACAGCGUUUAAGAGCAGGAUAAACUGUCACAACGCUUUUUUCUGGGAUUACGUUUCCUCUUGAAAACAAUUUUCCUGAUGUCAGGGAAUAAUCUGCUCCUGGAGGACGACUGCUUUUGUCUUUUCAUGAAGUGCUAACAGAGAACCUCACUCUCUCUUUUUGUACAUGUCAAAUUAACCUGCUAGUCCAUCUUUUUAGAGUAAAAUAACCUGUAACUUUGAACCAGAACUGAACUGUUUCCUGUUUGUUUCUGCAGGAAUGGAGGGAGAGAGGCCCGCCCGCCUCAACCGCGGCGAGGCUGACAGAGAUGCAUACAGGCGAUCUGCUGCACCCCGUAAGUUCCCCUUUGAGAGCUGCUUGUGUUGCUGUGAUGUUGAUACAGAAACGUUUUCAAAGCCUAAAUGCUCAGUGUCUUUUUAUCCAACUAUCAAUCCAAUUGUUAUAAAAUCUCACUUAUUGAAAUGUUUGGUCGUGACGUCAGCGGCUCAAACAGACGAGCAGGUUUCUGUGAGUCUGUGUUGAUGGAUUAUCCCAGUUAGUCACGGAGUUGGUAACUCAAGUUUGCCUCAAACUGAAUAUUCACACCGAUGAACGUCUGAUUCUCUUUAUCAUCAAAGUGUCUGAAGAGGAAAUUUCAGAACUGUUUUUGCUUGUUUCUUCCCGCCGACGUAAAGCUGUUUUCUGACUCUGUGAUUGGUUUACUUCUUCCCUCAGCUGGUGCUGACAAGAAAGCAGAGGCCGGUGCUGGAGCUGCCACAGAGUUCCAGUUCGUAAGUAACACCUCUAUCAUUUCUCCCUUUUAAAACCGUCUGAUUUAUCUCUAUAAACGUCCAAUUGAGGGUAUUUCUUCAUGUUAUUGAAGACAAGAGUAAUUAUGGUCUUGAAACAUUUCUGAGGAACUUUUUCUACAAGUUAUAAAAACAGAAAUGUCUCUAAGUAGCAUUUCUAUAAUUUCUUCCUCUAAAACCAUCCGACUUAUUUCUAUAAACUCCCAUUGAGGGUAUUUCUUCUUGUUAUUGAAGACAAGAGUAAUAUUCUGGUCUUGAAACAUUUCUCAGCUGCUAAAGAAGUCUAAGAACUUUUUCUACAACAGUUAUAAAAACAGAAAUGUCUCUUAAGUAGCAUUUCUAUCAUUUCUUUCUCUAAAACUGUCUGACUUAUUUCUAUAAAUCCCUAUCGAGGGUAUUUCUUCUUGUUGUUAAAGCAAAGAGUAACUCCUCUGGUCUUGAAACAUUUCUGAGCUGCUGAAGAAGUCUAAGAACUUUUUCUACAACAGUUUUACAGAAAACAGAAAUGUCUCUACAACAUGGGGGGUGUGGUUUUACAGCACGUGCAACAAGAAAUGUCAGGAAGCUCAACUUAGUUUCCCAUCAUGCAGCUAAAGAUCCUAACUGGUCAGGUCGACUGAUAUAUUGACAAACUUUUCCCUGUUGCAGAGGGGGGGCUUCGGACGCGGCAGAGGAGGACAGCCGCCUCAGUAAUUUUCACUCGCUCUUUCUGUACAAUAAAGAAACUAAAAUACAAAACAUCUGU
This is a messenger RNA of Xyrichtys novacula (pearly razorfish), 4655 nucleotides long. Lineage: Eukaryota; Metazoa; Chordata; Actinopteri; Labriformes; Labridae. The record is from the annotation of a GenBank genome assembly.